CAGUCAACACAGAGAGAGAGACAGAGACAGAGAUAAAGCUUCCUGCAAAACGUUAUAGAUUUAUUAGUGGGAUUAUUGGUUGAGUCUUUUCGUCCUCUUCAGUCACAUUAUGACAUCUAUAGACGAAAACAGCAGAGAAAAGAUGCGCUCUGUGUCGGUGGACCUAAACAAUGACGCCUCUCUUCUCAUUGACAUUCCUGAUGCACUCUGUGAAAGGGACAAAGUCAAGUUUACUGUCCAUACAAAGACCACACUUAGCUCUUUCCAGAAGCCAGACUUCUCCGUUCCCAGACAGCAUGAAGACUUCAUCUGGCUACAUGACACUCUGGUAGAGACAGAGGACUAUGCUGGCCUUAUAAUUCCUCCAGCGCCCCCAAAGCCUGAUUUUGAGAGCCCAAGGGAGAAGAUGCACAAAUUAGGGGAAGGUGAAGCCACUAUGACCAAGGAGGAGUACACUAAAAUGAAGCAAGAGUUGGAAGCUGAGUACCUGGCUGUGUUCAAGAAAACUGUCCAAGUGCAUGAAGUCUUCCUGCAGAGAUUGUCGUCCCACCCCAUUUUAAGCAAAGACAGAAACUUUCAGAUUUUCUUAGAAUAUGACCAGGAUCUCAGUGUCAGAAGAAAGAAUGCCAAGGAAAUGUUUGGAGGAUUCUUUAAAAACAUGGUGAAGUCAGCUGAUGAGGUCCUUAUCUCAGGAAUAAAGGAAGUUGAUGACUUUUUUGAGCAGGAGAAGACGUUCCUGCUUGACUACUACAGCAAGAUAAAAGAUUCCACUGCCAAAGCAGAGAAAAUGACCCGCUCACACAAAAAUAUCGCGGAUGAUUACAUUCACAUCUCUGCCACUCUGAACAGUAUCUCUGCUGAUGAUAGUACAGCAAGUAAGAAGCACCUGGAGAAGUUGUCAGACCUGUUUGAGAAGCUCAGAAAAGUGGAGGGAAGAGUAGCAUCUGACGAGGAGCUGAAACUCACAGAGUUGCUAAGAUAUUACAUGAGAGACAUCCAGGCCGCCAAGGACCUCCUGUACAGGCGAGCUCGGGCGUUAGUUGACUAUGAAAACUCUAACAAGGCUUUGGAUAAGGCUCGGCUGAAGAGCAAGGACAUUCCUCAGGCAGAGGAACACCAGCAGCAAUGCCUGCAGAAAUUUGACAAGCUCUCAGAGUCUGGGAAGAAAGAACUCGUCAGUUUCAAGGGCAGGCGUGUUGUGGCCUUCAGGAAGAAUCUUAUUGAGAUGGCUGAGCUUGAGAUUAAACAUGCCAAGAACAAUGUGACUCUAUUGCAGGGAUGCAUUGACCUGCUCAAGAACAACUGACAUGUUUUCAAGUGUUCCUGUCCUACCAUCACAAAGUGACCAGUCAUAGUAAAUGAAACCCUGGCCUCCCUGGGGCCUUGCAUGGACAUGAAUUCAGGCUCAAUCCCUGCCCCCACCCAUGGGUCUGAUGCUACUUUAAAUACCUGCAAAAAGACCAACUGUCUUGUAAGCACAAUGUCUUCAUGUUUACGCAGUCCCUGUGCUCUGGUCCGUGGUCCAUCCUUUCCAAGAUUGAUUGAAAUCUAACUCAAUGUGAUUGCCUCCAGAGAAUGAGGCUGCCAACAUUAAGGUCUUCCUUAUUUUUGCUCCACCGAUAGAGGUGAAUUUUCUUUUCUUCUUUUUUUGGUAAUUUCUUCUUUCACAUUAUGCACAUAAUAGAAAUCUUGUAUCUUUGAUCAUAUUGUUUUGCUCUAUAAAUCUGACUCCUUCCCCGUUUACACUCAAGCACAAAAUACUGGUGCCAUAGAGAAUAAUCCAUCAAAAUGUGCUCCCUUAAGUAUGUUUUAAGAAUUUUUUUUUUUUAAGUUUUAGGGAAUGCUUUUUCAAUAGCCAUGACCUAAGUUUUAUGAUUCAUAUGCUUAUUCUGCUGGGGCUUUUUUGUUUGGUAAUGGAACAGUUGAUGCAAGAUCCGUGCCUGGAAAAACAUCCUCAUGCUCUGCAUUCCUGGACUCUGAGAUUAGUGUACAAGCAACCCAGGCUUCUACAAGGCUUUAGUAAAGAAACUCUUCACUGACAUUGCAGACAUCUUUGAGUGUUCAAAAAUAGCCACACUUCAUCUCAGGAAUGGACAGUUGGAUUGGUGGUCCACAUUCUUGAUUGUAAGAAGAGGUUUCGGAUACCACAACUAUCAAAUAUGCACAUUCGUUUUGCAAAUAUAAAUGAAUCCUGUAAGAAUAAGUUAAACUAUUGGUUUACAUCUAGCAUUAGUAAUGACUAUGAUUUGCAUUUUGGAUUUGUUUGCACAAGGCACUCAUAAUACCUCUGCACUACAUUUAAUGUGUCCUCACAGCUCCAUAAGCCCAACCUACUCUGCCUACUCACUCUUUUUCAAUUCAGUGUGUAAUUACUGGUGUUUUUCUUUAUUUUGGCCAAAAAUCCUUUUUUGUUAUUGAUGAGGUCUCAUGUAACAGACCUGAUAUAUUUACCAGACAUCUAAGGAGUUUGUUUAUUAAAAAACAGUUUAAAAAAAUGCACUAAGAAGAUGGAAAAUAAUUUACAAUCAUGACCAGGCUCAGUGGAGUGUUAAAAUGCAUUAUAGUUUUUUUUUUUUUUUAAAUUGAAUGUAUUUCUAAUGGAUUCCAGCUGUGUGAAUUCCUUUACAUGAUGCUUUUCUAACAGAACAUUAGCAUUUUAUAAAUUUGUAAUAAUGGCAUUGAAUAAAUCCUACUUUCCCAA
Messenger RNA from Scomber japonicus (chub mackerel), 2701 nucleotides. RefSeq names its product sorting nexin 5 (gene snx5). Gene Ontology annotation, biological process: pinocytosis. Gene Ontology annotation, cellular component: endosome. The record is from RefSeq and is a predicted model, not a curated record. NCBI's taxonomy places the organism in Eukaryota, Metazoa, Chordata, Actinopteri, Scombriformes, Scombridae. The transcript has 13 exons. Bases 110 to 1306 code for a protein of 398 amino acids. Gene Ontology annotation, molecular function: dynactin binding; phosphatidylinositol binding.